UCGGUUCAAGCAUUUUGACAGGUCUGUGACAAAGCAAGAAUUCACAAAUCACAAAUAAUUUUCUAUUAAAAAAAUCUAUUUCUUGUUAAUUCUUUGUUAAAUAAAUUCCUAAAAAUGCCGGACUACUUGGGAAGCGAUCAACGAAAAGUCAAAGGUGAAGAAAAAGAAGAGAAAGAAAUUAAAUCCCUCGACGAAGGUGACAUCGCUCUGUUGAAAACCUACGGUCAGAGCCAGUACCACAAAGCAAUCAAAUCAAUCGAGGAAGACAUUCACAAAGCCAUUAAACAGGUCAAUGAGUUGACUGGAAUAAAAGAAAGCGACACUGGUCUUGCUCCUCCCGCUCUAUGGGAUUUGGCUGCUGAUAAGCAAACCUUACAGAAUGAGCAGCCCCUGCAGGUGGCUCGCUGCACCAAAAUCAUCAAUGCCGAUUCCGAUGACCCUAAGUACAUUAUCAAUGUCAAGCAGUUCGCUAAGUUUGUCGUUGACCUGGCGGAUUCUGUCGCCCCUACAGAUAUCGAGGAAGGAAUGCGUGUUGGCGUGGAUCGCAACAAGUACCAGAUACACAUUCCACUUCCUCCCAAAAUCGAUCCCACCGUCACUAUGAUGCAAGUCGAGGACAAACCCGAUGUAACCUACAGCGAUGUCGGUGGAUGCAAGGAACAAAUAGAGAAGCUCAGAGAGGUCGUCGAGACACCACUGUUGCAUCCCGAGAAGUUCGUCAAUCUGGGUAUUGAACCUCCAAAGGGUGUUCUACUCUUCGGACCUCCUGGCACAGGAAAGACCCUAUGCGCCCGUGCGGUGGCGAAUCGUACCGAUGCGUGCUUCAUCCGUGUCAUUGGUUCCGAGCUUGUGCAGAAAUACGUAGGUGAAGGAGCCCGGAUGGUCCGAGAGCUCUUCGAAAUGGCCAGGUCCAAGAAAGCCUGUUUGAUAUUCUUCGAUGAAAUCGAUGCCAUCGGAGGAGCCCGUUUCGAUGAUGGAGCUGGCGGGGAUAACGAAGUCCAGAGAACCAUGUUGGAGUUGAUCAACCAGCUGGAUGGUUUCGAUCCGAGGGGUAACAUCAAGGUUCUGAUGGCAACCAACAGGCCAGACACUCUUGAUCCGGCACUCAUGCGUCCUGGUCGUUUGGACCGUAAAGUCGAGUUCGGCUUACCCGACUUGGAGGGUCGUACUCACAUUUUCAGAAUUCACGCUCGCUCCAUGUCGGUAGAGCGAGAUAUACGUUUCGAAUUGUUAGCUCGAUUGUGUCCCAAUUCAACUGGAGCUGAAAUUCGAUCCGUUUGCACUGAAGCCGGCAUGUUUGCCAUCCGAGCUCGUCGCAAGGUGGCAACGGAGAAGGAUUUCCUCGAAGCAGUCAACAAGGUCAUCAAGAGCUACGCCAAGUUCAGUGCUACUCCACGAUACAUGACCUACAAUUAAAACAUACAUUAUAUAAUUUUUAUAGCAUUUCAUUGAAAAAUAAAAUUUAAUUAAAGAGUC
This is a messenger RNA of Eupeodes corollae, 1476 nucleotides long. Its product is annotated as 26S proteasome regulatory subunit 7. Gene Ontology annotation, biological process: proteasome-mediated ubiquitin-dependent protein catabolic process. The coding region runs from base 115 to 1416 and encodes 433 amino acids. Gene Ontology annotation, cellular component: proteasome regulatory particle, base subcomplex. The record is from RefSeq and is a predicted model, not a curated record. Gene Ontology annotation, molecular function: ATP binding; ATP hydrolysis activity; proteasome-activating activity. The transcript has a single exon. Lineage: Eukaryota; Metazoa; Arthropoda; Insecta; Diptera; Syrphidae.